AGAACAGGAAAUUAUUUUCUCGGAAACGGAAGAAAAUAAGCGUUUAACAGGCAUAAAAUAAAAGCCACCGUGACUUUGUUAGACCCCUCGUUAUCCAACAAAGAACACACUUGGCAUCAAAUUAGUUUCCAUAGCAACAGAGUCUUCUCGAAAUCGAUACUCAACAAGAACCACCGAUUUCGGCAGGACGUUCAAAAAUGAUGUUAUACGAUCCUUAAACGAUAACAUCGUGUUGGGAUAUUUCCCAAAAUGGUGCUUCCAUUUCACAGGCAGCCAUUGCUGCACAAAAGGUACGCGAAUCUUGACUUACCAGUCAAUGAGAAGGUAUCGAAGUCGCCAGUACAAGAGACCGAUGUCAAGGGAGACGAGUACGCUAACUUCUUAAAAUCCUUAUCCAAUGGGGAUAGGCAGGAUGAUACGGUUACAAAACCAAAGAUUUCCACCCAGCCAAUCAGCAGUGGUAAAGCAAACCAAACCAAAGCACCAAGUUUAUUUCUACGUCCAGGAAGCUCCAAGACGGAUGGUUUGCUCCAUGUAACGCUCAGAGCACAACAGAAUGAGAAGGAUCAUAGGAAGAGAAUGAGAGUAGUUGAGGAUGUUAUGCUUCAACACAAACAAGAAGAAAGAGAGCUCAAAAGAAGUGAGGGUGAUAUCAUCAAAAAACAGCAACAUCUGCGUCGAAUCAUGCUGGAUUAUGAGAAUAAUAUUUAUAAAAAGAAAAGAGGAGAAGAAAAGAAGUUGAGUGAUAAUAACACAGAGAUAGAAAAGAUCAAGCAGCAGCAUGCUAUCCAGGAGGACAGGUCUACUAAAGUCAGGAUUGAACGAAACCUUUCAGCAGGAUUAAAGAUGAGGGACAAGGAGAGAAAAUCCUUUCUAUUCUUAACCUCGACUGAAUUUGAUUACUACAAAGUUGCCAAGCAAUUGGAGUUGACGAGGAAUGAAGUGAAGAGGCUGACUACUGAAUAUGAAGCUAAUUUGAAGCGAAAGGAGGAGGAGGAGUUCAAACUGAAGAAAAAGAUGGCUGAGCUGUCUAUUGGUGUAAACAUGGAGGCACAGAAGAAGAGAACACUACAAGUGGAGGAACAGAAUUAUGACAAAGAUACUGCGAAAAAGGAUGUAUACGAUGAAAGACGAAGAAAAGGCAAUCUGGAAGAACGUAUUAAGCAUACCGAGAACCAAGGGUUACGGCACGAGUUCACUAAGAGAAAGCUGAGUCGAGAUCUGUAUGCCAACAAAGAGUCCUUGUCACUCAAGAACAGAGAAGAGGGGCGCAAGAUGACUGACGUCAACAGGCGUCUGCAACACAAUUCUACCAGUCAGCGGCAGGCCAAGUUGGCAGCCGAAUACUUAGAAUUGGAUCGACAAGGCAAAGAAAUCGAAGAAAGAGGACAGUUUGCCGAAGCUCGUCGUAGUCAACUUUUAGAACAAGCCACGCGAGACAAGAAACACCAGUACAACCAAAACAUCGCAGAAUGGAAGAAAAGAUACCUGGAUAAAGAAAAUGAAGCGAAAAGAAAAUGCCACGAAGAUGGGAUUAAACAUCUACAGAAAAUAGUCUCCAAGUUGGAAGAGAGUGAGCAUGCGCUGUACAACCGAUUGCGUGCCGCUGAGAUGCAGCGACGUAAACAGGAACAAGUUGUGACGAGAAUGAUGAACGACCUGGGUUCUCUGAAAAGAGAAAACGCCAAAAAAAUCAAGGAUGCCAUGGUACAAUGUCAGAAGAAAGAAGUUGAAAUUGAGCAGAAGCUGCUCCGAGAACGAGCAGAGCUUGAUAAGCUCCACAGUCAAAGAGAAGAGACGAUUAAAAUGUUAAAUCAUCAGAGAAGUUGUCUUCAGGAAGACAAGUAUUUGCUCAACGAGGAGGAGCGAGAACAUAAUAGAAUAGCAAGAAUUGGUCAGAGAACUGACGAUAUUGAACAAGAAGCAAGAUCUUAACGACAAAAUGGCCGCAUUGAGAUCUGGCCAACAAGAAUACCAAAUAGAACAUAAUACAAUAGUGUGUUGAAUCAAUGCAGUGAAUUUACCUGAAAAAGCGUGAUAGGAUGUGUGUGUGUGCUACAGCGUAGUUAUAAAAAACAACUACCAUAUUGCAAUUCCUAAUGAUAUUUUUUAUUUUUUUCAUUUUUUCAAGUUCUUGUACACUUUUGUUUUUCACUAUUAAAUUUUGUAAUUAUU
Molecule: messenger RNA, 2175 nt
Organism: Actinia tenebrosa (Australian red waratah sea anemone)
Lineage: Eukaryota; Metazoa; Cnidaria; Anthozoa; Actiniaria; Actiniidae
Source: RefSeq, a predicted model, not a curated record